AUGAAUUCACCGAAUGUGAGUACUCGCCAGCUACACGUUCGGCAGUGCGUCCGCAGUAUUCGCCGUGUUCUCCACGCACCCAUUCGAGCUGCUAAAAGCUCACUUACAGACGUCCAAGCGAGAAAAAAUAGGACUCUUCACUGCCAUGCUACCAAUCCUCCAACAACAGGGAGUCUACAAACUGUAUCAGGGCAUCUCUGGGGCAGUCAUGAGAGAGGAGGGCACGCACUCGACCACACGAUUUGCAGUGUACCACUAUCAAAAGAUGGCGCUGUUUGUUGGAACGACGGCAAUUCGAUUUCGACGGGACACAACGUCUUACUUGGAAUGACUGGUAGGGUCAUUGGUGGUAUGGUGGGUAAUCUAGUAGAUAUUGUGACCAUUCGCAUGCAGGUAGACAGUCAAUUGCCUGCAGCGAAAAGACGCCAUUAUAAACACGUAGUAGACGGACUAAUCCGAGUUGAGAAGGAAGAGGGACCCGCAGCGUUAGUGCGCGGCAUUCGACCCGAUGUCGUUCGAGCCAUGAUGCUUACGAGAGGACAAAUAGCAGUCUUUGAUUUGGUCAGAUCAACAAUUUUCACGAAGCAUACGGUAUUGAAACAUGCCGAUUUCAUGACCUACGUAAUGGCUGGUAUGGUGGCCGGACUAGUGGCUACUACAGCUUGUGCCCCGGCUGGUGUGGGGAAGACGAGGUUGAUGAACAUGCACAUGAACGAGUAUAAAAGUGCCACAGACUGUUUGGUACAAGUGGUCAAGCUCGAAGGACUGCGAAGGCUGCACAAGGGGUGUCUACCAGCGUAUGUGCGGCUCGGAGCACAGACGCUACUGACAUUUGUGUUUCUGGAACAAAUAGCCAAUCGUCUUUUGUAG
Molecule: messenger RNA, 870 nt
Organism: Peronospora matthiolae
Lineage: Eukaryota; Oomycota; Peronosporomycetes; Peronosporales; Peronosporaceae
Source: the annotation of a GenBank genome assembly